AGAAAACAAACCGAGCGAUCACAGCAGCAGCCGCAGCGACAGCAGCAGCAGCAGAAGGAGGAGGAGGAGGAGGAGGAGAAAGAGGAGGAGGAGGAGGCAAAGUUGGAGUGGGGCAGGCGCUGCGGAGUUGCAGGGCUCCGCGCAGCUCCCAUUCAUUAAGUAGCCAGCUGCGGAGGAAGGUGGCCAGGCGCCCGCGCUGCCCACUCGCUACCUCGCGCGCGCACACACACAUACGCCAGACCCGCGCUCUCCGAGCAGCGCCGCUCUGCAAAAGUUCCUGCUCGGGAUUUGGCUCUCUUCCCUCUUGGACUUUCGAACGACUUGGGAGUUGAGAGAGGAAAGCAGAGGCGCCCAGGGGGAGCAGAAAACACCACCGUGUGCAGCUGGAAACAGGCAGCCGGGCUGCACUCUUUGCCGCCGCUCCCCGAACCCUGCCGAUCCGCCACUCUCCGGAGCAGCCCUGCCAGAAAGGCGACCCGGGCGUCUGAGUGUGUGGCUGAAGUCGUGGGGUGUCUUCACGGGGCUGGAGGCUCGCGCCGCAGCCAGCGCCAUGCAAAACUACAAGUACGACAAGGCGAUCGUCCCGGAGAGCAAGAACGGCGGCAGCCCGGCGCUCAACAACAGCCAGAGGAAGAGCGGCAGCAAGCGGGUGCUGCUCAUCUGCCUCGACCUCUUCUGCCUCUUCAUGGCGGGACUGCCCUUCAUCAUCAUCGAGACAAGCACCAUCCAGCCUUACCACCGAGGGUUUUAUUGCAGUGAUGAGAGCAUCAAGUACCCACUGAAAACCGGAGAGACGAUAAAUGACGCUGUGCUCUGUGCAGUGGGGAUUGUCAUUGCCAUCCUUGCGAUCAUCACAGGAGAAUUCUACCGGAUCUAUUACCUGAAGGAGAAGUCUCGGUCAGCAGUUCAGAAUCCCUACGUGGCAGCCCUCUAUAAGCAAGUGGGCUGCUUCCUCUUUGGCUGUGCCAUCAGCCAGUCCUUCACGGACAUUGCCAAAGUGUCCAUAGGACGUCUGCGCCCUCACUUCUUGAGUGUCUGCAAUCCCGACUUCAGCCAGAUCAACUGCUCCGAGGGCUACAUUCAGAACUACAGAUGCAGAGGCGAUGACAGCAAGGUGCAGGAAGCCAGGAAGUCCUUCUUCUCUGGCCACGCCUCCUUCUCCAUGUACACUAUGCUGUAUCUGGUGCUAUACUUGCAGGCCCGCUUCACCUGGAGAGGUGCCCGCCUGCUUCGACCCCUCCUGCAGUUCACCUUGAUCAUGAUGGCCUUCUACACGGGACUGUCCAGAGUAUCUGACCAUAAGCACCAUCCUUCUGAUGUCCUGGCAGGAUUUGCUCAAGGAGCCCUGGUGGCCUGCUGCAUAGUAUUCUUCGUGUCAGACCUCUUCAAGACUAAGACGACACUCUCCCUGCCUUCGCCUGCCAUCAGGAAGGAGAUCCUUUCACCUGUGGACAUUAUUGACAGGAACAAUCACCACAACAUGGUGUAGGUGCUGCCCGCCUCCUGAGCUGGUUUUUUUUUGUACAAUGACUGCUGACAGCAAGUUCUUGCUGCUCUCCAAUCUCAUCAGACAGUAGAAUGUAGGGAAAAACUUUUUUGCCCAACUGAUUUUUGAAAAGGAAAAAAAAAAAAAGUCUUACCUUGUGGCCUUCCAAAAUAGGUAGCGUUCACCUAUGUGGAAUCAACAGCAAACUAACACCAAGUGCCGGAGUCCUGGAUGUGCAGUUGGUUUAAGUGUUCAUGUUCUAGUGAGCACGGGCCUGUCCCACCACAAACACUAAAAUGAUUUGAGUCUUCUGGUCACCUUCUGUGACCUGAGAAUCCCAGGCCUGUGAGAAAAGUGCAAAUUCAAUGUUGUAGCACAUCACACCAGAAUUAGCACUGAAUCCACAACCUAGCCUUGGGGGACUCCCCUCUGGCAUUCCCCCUUCUCAUCCACUCUAUUCUCUACUGUGACUUUGGUUCAGGAAAUUUUGUUUUCUUAAAUCUAAGGAAUGAGCAUAUUUGCUCAGUCAAGUGGUCAAGAUCCCAAAUCCAAAUCCCUAGUCCUUAGGAUUUUCUAUCACAGCUCCUGACCCCUGCACAGUCCACAGGCCCACAACCAUGGUCCCUCACUUUAGAGAUUAGAAGACUCUUUGUGGGAUGAGUGAACUUCACAAAUAGCACAAUUUCAGAAGAACUGGAGGGUCCAGGCCUCCAUUUGUCUUCUUUUGACUCAUCGUCCUGUGAUGUUGUGAUGUCGAUCACAGGAUGCUGAUGUUGUACACGUCAAUCACCGGGCACUUGCACACUCUUAGAAACGGUUAGACUUCGGUUACUGCCAUCUCCCUUGAAAUCCGGGGUUUCCUAUGAGUGUCCAGAGAUGAGCAAGGGCAUGGUCGGCCUCUGGCUGAUGCAAAACAGCCUUCUGGACAGGAGACAGGGGAGGAAAAGGGCAGAAUGAAAGAUGAAACAACCUUUCAGCUACUCCAAUUCGGAGGGAGCCAGAGUAGCAGCCGGUCUCCUGCCUGAAAGGCUACCCUUCAAGAUAACGGAGCGGAGAGGGUUUCCGUGGGAGUUGCUCUUGCUAAGCUGUGUAAAGCACUGUUGUCUUGGGGUUGACCCCUAGGGCAGUUCUUGGUAGGUUCUGCUGGGCAGAACACAUGGGUUAAAUCUCCGUAGAGUUUUCCUCAUUCUCUAUCCAUAAGUGUCCUUCCAAGCAAGGUCGUACUCUGGGUGGUAGAUGGGGACCCCUUCUACUGGACCUUUGAGGAAAGGAGGAAGAAAGAAAUGCUUCUUGAUCUUGGAUGCAAACCUUUCAAAGGGCUACAUGUAACCAUAUGGAUCAACCACAUGCACAUCCUUGUUACAGAAUCCGUCCUUUCAUUUCAACGUAUAGCAAGCUAUGAUUUUUAUAUAUAAAUAUUAUAUAAAUAAUGUAUAAAACAUUAAAAGUUAACUAUGUAAAAUAUUAUUUCUGAAGCAAUUUUAGCUAUAUCCACUAUGAUUAUAAACUGUGUCUCGACCUGUGUUAUUUACUUUAGCUGCUUAAAAAAGCAAUGAGUUAAUUUUUUUUUAAUCUCAACUAAAAUAUCAAUAGUUCUGUGGUAGCCAUUGUUUUACAAUGAGAGAAAUAACUGCAACUAGAGAAAAAUGUAUAAAAACAUUAAAUUGUCAGUAUUUUUGUAAGGUUC
Molecule: messenger RNA, 3173 nt
Organism: Marmota flaviventris (yellow-bellied marmot)
Lineage: Eukaryota; Metazoa; Chordata; Mammalia; Rodentia; Sciuridae
Gene: Plpp3
Product: phospholipid phosphatase 3
Biological process (GO): phospholipid dephosphorylation; phospholipid metabolic process; signal transduction
Cellular component (GO): plasma membrane
Molecular function (GO): sphingosine-1-phosphate phosphatase activity; phosphatidate phosphatase activity
Source: RefSeq, a predicted model, not a curated record